Messenger RNA from Helianthus annuus (common sunflower), 2391 nucleotides. RefSeq names its product V-type proton ATPase catalytic subunit A. Bases 125 to 1996 code for a protein of 623 amino acids. Gene Ontology annotation, molecular function: ATP hydrolysis activity; ATP binding; proton-transporting ATPase activity, rotational mechanism. Gene Ontology annotation, biological process: proton transmembrane transport; ATP metabolic process. NCBI's taxonomy places the organism in Eukaryota, Viridiplantae, Streptophyta, Magnoliopsida, Asterales, Asteraceae. The transcript has 20 exons. The record is from RefSeq and is a predicted model, not a curated record. Gene Ontology annotation, cellular component: proton-transporting V-type ATPase, V1 domain; plant-type vacuole.
ACACCUACAUUAUUCACGUUGUUGUUGUUUUCUGUAUACACGUCUAUCCCCUUGAUACCACCAUCUUCUGUGAACUCAUUGUUCAAUCAAACCCUAACUCAUCUCUCCUGAUCUCUCUGUCAUCAUGCCGUCUGCUUAUGGUGCUCGAUUGACCACCUUCGAGGAUUCCGAGAAGGAAAGCGAGUGCGGUUACGUUCGCAAGGUAUCAGGGCCUGUUGUGAUUGCAGAUGGAAUGGCUGGGGCUGCUAUGUAUGAACUUGUUCGUGUUGGACACGACAACCUUAUCGGGGAAAUUAUCCGUUUGGAAGGAAAUUCUGCUACAAUCCAAGUUUAUGAAGAAACUGCUGGACUGAUGGUGAAUGAUCCUGUUUUGAGGACACACAAGCCUCUGUCAGUGGAAUUGGGCCCUGGAAUAUUGGGAAAUAUUUUUGACGGUAUCCAGAGGCCUUUGAAAACCAUUGCAAAAAGAUCAGGUGAUGUCUACAUUCCUCGUGGUGUAUCUGUCCCAGCACUUGACAAAGAUAUACUUUGGGAAUUCCAGCCUAAAAAAAUAGGCGAGGGAGAUCUUGUAACAGGUGGAGAUCUAUAUGCUACUGUGUUUGAGAACAGUUUAGUUGAACACCGCAUUGCUCUGCCUCCUGAUGCGAUGGGAAAGAUAACAUAUAUUGCACCACCUGGUCAAUACUCGUUGAAGGACACCGUCUUGGAGCUUGAGUUCCAAGGUGUCAAAAAGAAAUACACCAUGCUUCAGACUUGGCCUGUACGUACACCUAGGCCCGUUGCAUCAAAACUUGCUGCAGAUACUCCUCUUCUUACUGGACAGCGUGUUCUUGAUGCGCUCUUCCCUUCAGUUCUUGGUGGGACGUGUGCCAUUCCUGGUGCGUUUGGCUGUGGGAAAACGGUUAUUAGUCAAGCUCUAUCUAAGUACUCAAAUUCAGACACUGUUGUUUAUGUUGGUUGCGGGGAAAGAGGAAACGAAAUGGCAGAGGUUCUCAUGGAUUUUCCUCAAUUGACUAUGACUUUGCCUGAUGGCCGUGAAGAAUCCGUCAUGAAACGUACCACACUUGUUGCCAAUACUUCUAAUAUGCCUGUGGCUGCUCGUGAGGCUUCAAUUUAUACCGGUAUUACCAUAGCUGAAUACUUUAGAGAUAUGGGCUACAAUGUAAGUAUGAUGGCAGACUCUACCUCACGUUGGGCAGAAGCAUUGCGUGAAAUUUCCGGUCGACUGGCAGAAAUGCCUGCAGACAGUGGUUAUCCUGCAUAUCUGGCGGCACGUUUGGCAUCUUUCUAUGAACGUGCUGGUAAAGUUAAGUGUCUAGGUGGACCAGAACGAGAUGGUAGCGUGACAAUCGUUGGUGCUGUAUCUCCACCUGGAGGAGAUUUCUCAGAUCCCGUUACCUCUGCUACCCUCAGCAUUGUUCAGGUUUUCUGGGGUCUAGAUAAGAAGCUUGCCCAAAGGAAACAUUUUCCUUCUGUUAACUGGCUUAUCUCCUACUCAAAGUACUCAACGGCUCUAGAAUCAUUCUAUGAGAAGUUUGAUUCCGAUUUCAUCGACAUCAGGACAAAGGCUCGUGAAGUGCUACAGAGAGAAGACGAUCUCAAUGAAAUUGUCCAGUUGGUGGGAAAAGACGCCUUAGCUGAAACAGAUAAAAUUACCUUAGAAACUGCAAAACUUUUGAGGGAAGACUAUCUUGCUCAAAAUGCGUUCACACCAUAUGAUAAGUUCUGCCCCUUCUACAAAUCUGUAUGGAUGAUGCGCAACAUUAUCCAUUUCUAUAAUUUAGCCAAUCAGGCGGUGGAGCGAGGAGCUGGAAUGGAUGGCCAGAAGAUCACUUACACGCUGAUCAAACAUCGGUUGGGUGAUCUAUUUUACCGCCUAGUGUCACAAAAGUUUGAGGAUCCCGCCGAAGGAGAAGAUGUUCUGAUUGGGAAAUUUAAGAAAUUAAAUGACGAUCUCACUGCUGGUUUCCGCAACCUUGAGGAUGAAACUCGGUAAACAAACGACACGUAAUAAUCAGUUUAUUUGAAGAUGAAACCGAGCGGCAAUGUUCAUCUUUCAAGUGUGAAGAGUCUGUCGGUUUCAGGGCGGGUGUGUUGUUUUAAAGAAGGAAGCAAAAUGAGAUUGUUAUUAGUUUGAUUUGUUUAUUUUAUUUAAAGGCUGUUUAUUGUCAUUUGUGUUUAGCUAUAUUUAUUCAUGCAUCCUUUGGGCAUUUUGUCAUGAGAGCUUAAAUAAGCAGAGCGGCUUGCAGGUUACUCUCAGAACUUGAUGUUGAUGGUACUGUUGGAUCAUUUAUAUAUUUUUACUCAUGAGCAUAUGAAUGAAAUAAGGGGGAUUUGUAUGUUAAAACUUGUAAAUUGAUUUUAAUGAUUUUGUGCUCAUGCUUUAGGUUA